Halteromyces radiatus is the source of this 2130-nucleotide messenger RNA. RefSeq lists its product as uncharacterized. Lineage: Eukaryota; Fungi; Mucoromycota; Mucoromycetes; Mucorales; Cunninghamellaceae. The coding region runs from base 1 to 2067 and encodes 688 amino acids. Gene Ontology annotation, cellular component: extracellular matrix. The transcript has 2 exons. The record is from RefSeq and is a predicted model, not a curated record. Gene Ontology annotation, molecular function: protein binding.
AUGUCAACUUUAUUUCAACGUAAAUCAUCAUCAACAUUAUCAUCAAUAUCUAAUACACAAACACUACUACUAAGAAAUAAUCGACUAACUACAAUGGAGCCCUAUACUAAAGCUUUGGAAGAGAUGCGUCAUUCCCUUCGUGAAUUAACCCUUCGUAAUAAUGCCUUCACCAAAUUCCCACUUGAUAUCCUUAUAUUGACCAAUCUAACAUCGCUAUCUAUGGCUAAAAAUCAAAUGAAAUGCAUUCAGUCCAAUAUCUUCCCUCAACUCUCACAACUGACAUGGCUUUCCCUAAGUGAUAAUCAUCUUCAAUAUUUACCUGAUGACCUUUCUGCUUGUUAUCAUCUUGUAGGACUUGAUCUUUCCAGUAAUGAUUUCCACGAAAUACCACGCGUCAUUUCCAAAUUGAAUCAACUUCAAGUGCUUCUCAUUCAAAAAAAUCAAAUAGAGCGAAUUACCGAUCCACAUAUGCUUCCAAUAGGACUUCAAACGCUUCAUCUAGGGUUUAAUCAGUUCACCACGAUGCCAUCCGUUCUUAUUGAUUGUCCACCACCAGGCUUGACACAUCUUCAUCUUUCAGGCAAUCCAUUGAAAGAGCUACCACUUGGAUUUCUUAGUCAGGGAUACCAGGAACUUGUGAGUCUUGAUCUCCAUACCUGUCAGUUGGAGCAGGUGUCCUCCCAUUUGUUUAUGUACAUCCAUCAACGCCACAUUCCACUAAAAAGAUUGAAUCUAGCCAUCAAUCGUUUGCGCCGUCUGCCAUCCACUAUUGGUCAAUGUACACAGCUCCAAUGGCUCAACUUGAAUGAUAAUUGUCUGACCACGUUGCCAUCAUCCAUGCAAUCCCUUGUUCAUUUGGCCAAACUCGGUCUUGUUCAAAACCAAUUACAAUUCUUGCCUCCACAUCUCUUCCAGUAUAUGACAAAAUUGGAGAAGAUUGACUUGAGAAGAAACUUGUUGCCAUAUUUACCACCAUCCAUCUUGGCUUUAGCUCCCAUUCAUGAGAUUCAACAACAUAUCGAUUUGGCCGUGCCUGCAUCCUUGAUCCAUAUUGUUCAGCCCACGAAAGGAGGAUCAUUAAAAACUUUAUUGUUAUAUGAAAACACACAUCUUGAACAAAAGGAUGGAUUAUUUUGUGCUUUGGAAGAAGAAGAAGAAGAAGAAGAAGAAGAAGAAGAAGAAGAAGAAGAACAAGGAGCACCUAUUUGGCUCCCUGUCAUGAAUUUGAAUGCCUUGAAAAUUCUCGCGAAUUCCAAACACCGCACACAAGCUUAUGCCAUGUGGGCAGCUAAAAAUGGAUAUUUGAGCUCCGGAGAAAAAGAGGAGUGGUAUCAUGAAGGGAUUUCUUUUUUUUUUCAUCAUCUUCUUUCUCUCAAGGACAUUGCUCUUCGACAUCAUCUUGGAUAUGCACACAAUCAAUGGAUAUCUAUAGAGAAGCAUGGAUAUCUACCCCGUUUGGAUAGACAUCCUCAGGAACGACAUCAAUUCCUAUCACAAGUAUUUCCAUCCUGGAUACCUCUACUCGUGCGUGAACAGGUAAUUCGACAGGCUCGACAAUGUGAUUAUUGCCACCAAUGGUCCAUGACAUUACCAUUCCAAGUGGGAUAUUUGGCCAGACUAUGUAACAACCGGAUGCAAGUACCUAUUCGAUAUUCAUUGUGCUCAUCGACCUGUGUUUUGGCAGCCACUUUACGAUUGCAAGCGACGGCGGAUGCUUGGCCACCUACAACGAAAGACAAAACUGUUAUCACCAAUACAGCUUCAUCAUCAUCAUCCAACAAUCAAACAUCUCAACCCUCUUAUGAAUGUGAUCAUCCAUGGGAGGAACAACAUCCACCUUCAUUGACACGUGCUCUACAACGGAUGGAAAGAUUGGCUUCCUCUUUUCUUCACUCCUCAAAUACUUCCACACGAUCCUUUUUAUCUCGAUCAUGUAUACAACCAUGCGAUCCAUCUCCUCCGCCAUCUUUAUCUCAACGUGAUACUUUUCAUGUGACGGAUCCUCGACCUGCACUGACCUCAUUUAAUCAUUUACCAAGGGAUGCCAUUCGUUUGGAAAGAUUCUAGAAAAAAAAAAAAAGAAGGGAAGAUUUGGUUUUAGAUUAAAUAGAUUUUAUUUAUUUUGAAAAU